Messenger RNA from Canis lupus familiaris (dog), 7114 nucleotides. RefSeq names its product oxysterol binding protein like 3 (gene OSBPL3). The coding region runs from base 429 to 3092 and encodes 887 amino acids. The record is from RefSeq and is a predicted model, not a curated record. The transcript has 24 exons. Lineage: Eukaryota; Metazoa; Chordata; Mammalia; Carnivora; Canidae. Gene Ontology annotation, molecular function: cholesterol binding. Gene Ontology annotation, cellular component: cytosol; intracellular membrane-bounded organelle; plasma membrane.
CCUCGAUCGCCUGCGGCUGGCGCGGGAGCCGCCCUCGGCGCGCUGCGGAGCGGGACCGGAGCGGCGGGCUCUGCCUCCUCCCGGCUCUGGGGACGGAUCCGGGAGUCGGCACCGGAGCCACAGACGGCGUCCCCGGCGGCUGAGCGCGGCAGCUUUUGCUGUGAUACAUAGUCCUUAAGAUAAAGGACAGGAAGAGGCAGGAGAAGGAGGACCCUGACCAACAAAGGCCACUGACUUCUAUGGAAUAAACAAAGUCCAGACAGCUACCUUGUUCGGAGUGUCAGAGAUUUCCUCUGGGUCAUCCAAAAUGCUUUUAAAACGUAUUGGAUAAGAACUGAGCCACCUGCCUGUGUGGGACUUCCAUACUCUCAGCUCCACUGUCUUCUGAUGGCAUUUUGACUGCAUCGAGGCCAAGUGACCCACUGCUCAUGAUGAGUGACGAGAAGAACCUUGGGGUGUCCCAAAAACUGGUCUCCCCUUCAAGGAGCACAAGUAGCUGCUCCUCCAAGCAGGGAAGUCGACAGGACAGCUGGGAAGUGGUGGAAGGGCUGAGAGGAGAGAUGAGUUACACCCAGGAGCCACCCAUCCAGAAAGGAUUUUUGCUGAAAAAGAGGAAAUGGCCCUUGAAAGGCUGGCACAAGAGAUUUUUCUAUCUGGACAAAGGGAUUUUGAAAUAUGCCAAGAGCCAGACGGAUAUAGAGAGAGAGAAGCUCCAUGGCUGCAUUGAUGUUGGGCUCUCGGUAAUGUCCGUAAAGAAGUCAUCAAAAUGCAUAGAUCUGGAUACGGAAGAGCACAUUUACCAUCUGAAGGUCAAGUCAGAAGAAAUCUUUGAUGAGUGGGUCUCCAAACUCCGCCACCACAGAAUGUAUCGUCAGAAUGAAAUCGCCAUGUUUCCACACGAGGUUAAUCACUACUUCCCAGGAUCCACUGUCACAGACUCUGCACCUGGGGUCUUGGACUCCAUUUCAAGUAGGAAGCGUAGCAGUAUAUCAAAGCAGAACUCGAUUCAAACUGGAAGCAAUUUAUCAUUUUCUUGUGGUGGUGAGACACGAGUUCCAUUAUGGUUACAGUCUUCAGAGGACAUGGAAAAAUGCUCAAAAGACCUGGCACACUGUCAUGCCUACCUGGUGGAAAUGAGCCAGCUCCUACAGAAUAUGGAUGUUCUGCAUCGGACAUAUUCGGCGCCGGCUAUCAAUGCCAUCCAGGGUGGAGCUUUUGAAAGUCCCAAAAAGGAAAAAAGAUCACACAGGAGGUGGCGGUCCAGAGCUAUUGGCAAAGAUGCUAAAGGAAUGCUACAGGUCCCUAAACCUUUCUCGGGCCCAAUAAGACUUCAUUCCUCCAACCCUAAUUUGUCAACAUUAGAUUUUGGAGAAGAGAAAAAUUAUUCUGAUGGCUCUGAAACCUCAUCAGAGUUUUCUAAAAUGCAAGAAGACCUGUGUCAUAUUGCACAUAAAGUUUACUUCGCUUUAAGGUCAGCUUUUAAUACCAUAUCGACGGAGAGAGAGAAGCUGAAGCAGCUGAUGGAACAGGAUGUCUCCUCCUCCCCCUCUGCCCAGGUCAUUGGCCUGAAGCGUGCCCUGUCAUCCGCCCUAGCACAAAACACAGACCUUAAAGAACGCUUAUGCAGAAUCCAUGCUGAGUCUCUGCUCCUCGAUCCCCCCGCUGCUGCCAAGUCGGGUGACAGUCUGGCAGAGGAAAACUUGAGAGAUGACAACCGAGCUCUGGUCCAUCAGCUUUCCAACGAGAGCAGACUCUCCAUCACUGAUUCCCUUUCAGAGUUUUUUGAUGCACAGGAAGUUCUAUUAUCUCCAAGCUCAUCAGAAAAUGAGAUUUCUGAAGAUGACUCCUAUGUCAGUGACAUAAGUGAUAAUCUUUCCUUAGAUAAUCUCAGUAAUGAUUUAGAUAAUGAGAGACAGACCUUGGGGCCUGUGCUUGAAAGUGGUGGAGAAGCCAAGUCCAGAAGAAGAACUUGCUUGCCGGCUCCGUGCCCCAACGCAAGUAACAUCAGUUUGUGGAACAUCCUGAGGAAUAACAUCGGGAAGGAUCUGUCUAAGGUGGCAAUGCCAGUGGAGCUGAAUGAACCCCUGAACACACUGCAGCGGCUCUGCGAGGAGCUGGAGUACAGUGAGCUUCUGGACAAGGCCGCACAAAUCCCCAGUGCCUUGGAAAGGAUGGUGUAUGUGGCAGCCUUUGCUGUAUCGGCGUAUGCAUCCAGCUACUUCCGAGCCGGGAGCAAGCCCUUUAAUCCUGUUCUUGGAGAAACCUAUGAGUGUAUCCGUGAGGACAAAGGCUUCCGUUUUUUUUCCGAACAGGUCAGCCACCAUCCACCUAUCUCUGCAUGUCAUGCUGAGUCUGGAAAUUUUGUUUUCUGGCAAGAUGUGAGAUGGAAAAACAAAUUCUGGGGCAAAUCCAUGGAAAUUGUUCCCAUUGGCACGACCCAUGUGACUCUACCAGCCUUUGGAGAUCAUUUUGAGUGGAACAAAGUGACCUCUUGCAUCCAUAACAUCUUAAGUGGGCAGAGAUGGAUUGAGCACUAUGGAGAGAUUGUCAUCAAGAACCUGAAUGAUGACUCCUGCCACUGCAAAGUGAAUUUUAUAAAGGCAAAAUACUGGAGCACUAAUGCUCGUGAGAUUGAAGGUACAGUGUUUGACAAGAAUGGAAAGGCGGUGCAUCGGCUAUUCGGGAAGUGGCAUGAAAGCAUCUACUGCGGUGGCUCCUCCUCAUCCGCUUGUGUCUGGAGAGCGAACCCCAUGCCAAAAGGCUAUGAGCAAUAUUAUGGCUUCACACAAUUUGCACUAGAAUUAAAUGAAAUGGAUCCAUUUUCAAAGCCUUUAUUACCACCUACUGACACUCGGUUUAGACCAGACCAAAGGUUCCUCGAAGAAGGGAAUAUAGAAGAAGCUGAAAUACAAAAGCAGAGGAUUGAGCAGCUGCAGCGAGAGAGGCGGCGGGUCUUGGAAGAAAACAGCGUGGAGCACCAGCCACGGUUUUUCAGGAAAUCCAGUGAUGACUCCUGGGUGAGCAAUGGCACCUAUUUAGAACUUAGAAAAGAUCUUGGUUUUUCCAAACUGGACCAUCCUGUCUUGUGGUGAAGAAGGAAAGAAGAAUGAUGCACCCUUAGACUUCUCCUGUGUUUGCUUUCCAAAGCCACAAACCUGUGUCUAUGUAUUUAGGAGAAAUUAUCUAGAAUGAUCACCUGUGCUUAGCUUAGCAUUGUAAGUAUUUAUGUAUUUUCUUCAGUAGGUUUCUUUACAAUUUCAAAUGCUAUCAUGAUUGUUUAUAUGAAUGUAGAACACCUUGAUAUUUCAUUUUAUAUAUAAACUAUUUAAUAAAAAUGAAAGAUUGAAUGUUAAUGUGUGGGUUAAAAAAAAAGCAGCUUUAACACUAAUUUUCCAAAGGUUAGGAAAAUUCAAAUUAAAUUUAUGCCUUAUAAAAUUGUGUUGGAGAAAAAAAUUUAUCUCUCCCAGGUGCAUUAAGAAAUAAGAAUACGCAGGGUUACUCACUCGUGCGUAAGCUACCCAAGUUUAAUUUGGUAGCUCAGAUAUCUUUUUGCCUCCGACAGCUCUUGAAUUGCUCAUACAGAACAAUUCUGCUGGUGCUGGAGUCUGAAGAAUGUUUGCAUUUGCAUUUUGGUGGUUGGGAGGAUGGCAUAAGAUUAGUGGAAUGUAUGUUUUUAUAUCAGAUAGAUGUGGCACCUUCCUGAAGAGGAGGAAGCAUUUGAGCUCAUCCCUCCCUAGAGUUUUAUUGCCUUAUGUGCAAAAUUGUACCGUUACUCAGAGAAAUUGUCAUUAAUCUGACAAAUUCCCAUUAAUUAAAUGCUAGAGUGGCAUCCCAGAGAUCCAGUAGGAGAUUCUCCUUCGUGAGAACUGAAUUCUUGACAAGUUAACUUUUUUGCUUCCCACUCCCCCACCCCCACCCCCAGCACUAGGUUCCCCACCCUUUACUCUAGCUCUGUUGAAUGUGGAAUGUUCCAGUUUAGCAUAAAACAUACAGUACAUUCCACACUGCAGUUUGACUUUCUAAAGGUUUAGCAAAAUAACUGAUUAUUUUAAAUAACAAGAUUUUCUUAAAUACUGUUUUGGUAUUUUCUACCUCUUAAUAACACCGUAAUUUAGAUCUUGUAUAAAAAGUUUGACCAUCUGCCUUAUAGACAAAUGUAGAGAAUUCAUGUCCUUCCUUUGUGUUGUGUUCUGAUAACGCUUUGUUUUAUCUCUUCCCUAUACUUUCUUCUUACUCAUUUCACUCUUUUGUGAGCUUUGCAGCAGUCUUGAGUAAUACAGAUUAUAACUACUGAAAGGGGAAACUUUGUCUUUUUAAAUAACUUUUUAAAAUACAAAAACACAAUUUAUGCAGCAGUCGAAGUGUGUUAUCAAAGCAAUGCCAUCCUCUGCCCAGGUUACAUUAAAACCAAAGCCUGAUUUUUAAGCCUUUUGCUCUCAUGUCCAUAACAAUCCUGUGGAAUAUCAAGUAUAAUGGUGUAGUAAAAAGAUUUCUCCAGAAAACACUUACAGAUACUUAAAUAAUUCCAGAGCAUAUAGAAUUCUAUGAAUGAAAAGUAGAAUAAGUAAAGGGAAAAGAGAACGCAUGAUUUUUUUCAGUGUCACACCAAAUAACCAAGUAGUCGGACAGCAUUGCAUUUUCAAAAUGGAGUUAGCAGCCUUUUGGAAUCUGCAAGUGAGUAGCAUUUUUAAGACAAUAAAUGGCUCAUUAAAUAUUACAUCCAUUCCUUCCAUAUCAAGAAGUCAAGAUGAGUACAAUGUGAAUAUCAUUUCCAUUUCUAAGCAGUUUAAAUGACACAGUCCAAUUCUUUGGUAUGUGCUUUGUUCUUUUCUUUUCUUUUUCUUUCUUCUUUUUUUUUUUUUUUUGUUCUUUUCUUUUCAAGCAUGUAUCCAAAUUCUCCACAGACAGGAAAAGCAGGCUGUAGAUUUAAGGAUGCUCAAGGGGAAAACAAAUCUAGUUUUCACAUUCUGAAGGAAAAUGUAGACUCUUAGCGAUAUUGACUAUUAAAUGGGCCUCCUCCAGAGGCUGGCUAAAAAAAAGACAAAAAACAAAGAAACAAACCAAAAAAACCCACAACACAAGCAAGACGUGCAGCCUGAAUGGAUAUAGCUUUGUUAUACAGUAUUUGGAAAAUUUAAAAAAUUGUCCCACUGCGGUUAUCUCACUUGACCUUAUGUUUUAUUUUGGAAUCACAAGGACAAAUGGACCAAAUACCACCUUCGUAGUCAUCUUAUUUGAGAUGGAAGUGGGGAUAAAUUAGAAUAUGAUAUGGGACUGUAUGCAGACUUAAAAAGCUACUAGUGAGUACCAGCCCUAUGAAGGGCUUUUCUGAAAUGUAAACAGCUUAGGGAUGCAUCCUGUUAGAGUCUCAAAACUACCUGGAGGGGAAAUGCUUCUUUUUCCUUUCAGUCCCUAUUCUCAAAAGCACCCUCCCAUCUAAUUUGUAGUUCAAGGGCAUUUUAUAUUUUUGGGACAAAGAAAACAGAAACAUGGUAGCAUUAUUUGGGAUGAAGGGAGAUAGAAUUUAACUUUCUGGAUUUUGAAAAUCCCAGUGAAAUAAUUGCAUUCACCGCGCUAUCUGAGAUACAUGUUUUAACCUCCAUUUUAUUCCUGAUUAUUCUAUCCCGAAUUUAUGGUGAAUUAUAGAUAGAUAGAUAGAUAGAUAGAUAGAUAGAUAGAUAGAUAUACUUGGAAAUGGGACUCUGUGCAGUCAACCAUGUUGUACUUCAGAUGUGGCCGUGGCCACUAUCAAUCACCCCAAGUUGCAGGAGAAGCCAGCAGUGUCCCAUGGAGCCAGGCAGCAAGUCACUUCCCUCUGCAGGGCCCAGAGCAGAGGCUGGGAUCACCCUGAGUCAAAUGUCAUAAUCAAAAUCACAGUGCAGCUCUACAUGCGGUUCACCUCCCAGAAGACAGGCUGUUUCUUUUUCUUUCUUUCUUUCUUCCUUCCUUUCUUUCUUUUUUUUUUUUUUUUUGGAUUUUAUUUAUUCGUGAGAGAGAGAGAGAGAGAGAGAGGCAGAAACACAGGCAGAGGGAGAAGCAGGCCCUAUGCAGGGAGCCCGACAUGGGACUCGAUCCCUGGUCUCCAGGAUCUUGCCCUGGGCCAAAGACAGAUAGAUGCUCAACCGCUGCGCCAUCCAGGUGGCCCUGGUUCUGAUACAAACUAAGCAGACAGAGUUCACUUUAGGACAAGAGUCCAGGUCUCUAUCAAGUCCCUAGAGUGCCCAGAUAGCCCAGGAUCUUUGUGUGCUUCCUGUGGGAGUCUCUGGAAGAGAAAAAACAUACAAGUUAAAAAAAGUUCUUAAUGUUUACUUCAUUUGAGCUGCUGCUUUUCUCAUAUUCUACUUUUAAUUUAUUUCCAGUAAAUCACUUGCUUGGGCUUCGAGAGGACUCUCCCUCCUCUUGUAUUUUCCAGAUUUAUGAUGAAUGGUCUUAUUCUGCUAUUAACCGUGUCAAUCUGAGAAGAAAAAUAACCAAGUUUUUAUUUGGCUCUUGAACCUUGUGGCAGGCCUCCUACAUAUUCAACGAGUUAUAUUAUGCCCUCAAGCUAUCAUGGAAUAUCCUCAGACCUCUUAGUUAUGGGUAGGAGCAAUAAAGUUGUUCUUAUGAUGUUUGGGAAUAAUAGUUUCAGUGCAUUGGCAAUAUUUAUUUGAAUGUCUUUAAUUUUGAUAUUAACAUUGGCAUAAAUCUAUUUUUGCUACCAGAUGAUAGCUAUUUUCAUGCACUCAGCUUCCUUCUGCAUUGUAAGAAUCUGUUACUUGGUGUUAGUCGUUAUUUUUCUGUGUUGGAAAUAUUUAUCACAGAAGUAUCUGUAAAUCAUGACAGAAAAUGGAAACCAUUUUCUGAGACUUUUGUUUUGAGUUACACAAUGAUAAGAAGUUGCUAAUUUAUUUUAUUCAUGAUUUUAUCUUCCUCCAUUACCUUCAGAGGAUACUUUUUUUUUUUUUUUUUAAACAGGAUAUCUGUAAAUCUUCUCUCUGGCUGUGUAUAAGAUUAUUUUCUGUUUAAAUCCCACCCCUCCACCCAUACCCCAUUCUCCCCCAAAAGCUCCUACUAAUUUGUUUAUCCUCCUCAUGUAGCUAGUUGACAGUGAAUAAACAACUUGGAAAAAGGGUCA